Molecule: messenger RNA, 1303 nt
Organism: Brassica napus (rape)
Lineage: Eukaryota; Viridiplantae; Streptophyta; Magnoliopsida; Brassicales; Brassicaceae
Exons: 10
Coding region: 99-1163 (354 amino acids)
Source: RefSeq, a predicted model, not a curated record
ACACGUGUGAUGUCUUCUGCCCGAGGAAGGAGGAUUUGGUAACGGAGAGUUUGAACGGUCGUGAGAAUAGCAGCUGAGAGAGCUUUCACUUCACUUCAAUGGCGGCAAUAUCCUCUGUUCAAUGCUUAUCCUCUUGCGAUUCUCAUUAUCAUCAACGCUCGCAGGGUGGCUCGCGUUGGAGAUUGGGUACUUCUAGGGUUUUAGUAUCUUCGAGUCUGUGGAAAAUUUCUCUGCUUUCUGGAGUUGAUUUGAAGCGAAGGAGACAUUUGAUAUGUGCAGUCAAGGGAGGAGCUGAAGAAGGAGCGUUUAAGAAGACUGUUGAACUCGAUCGGAUGAUAGAUGCUCUUAAAGAUGCAAACCCUAGAGAACUUGAGAAGCUUGUCGUUGAAAACAUUCUUGCCUUUGAUGAAGUUUUUUGGAUUAGACUGGCUACCAGGUCGGAUACUUGCAAGUCAGAUGAUGACAAGAAGGACUAUGAGGAGUUAGCUGCAACUGUGAUGACCAUUGUUGACUGCGUUGUGAAUAAGACUCGGGAGAAGAUAGAGACGGCUACUGAUGUUCUGAAAGGGAUAUUAAGACCCGUUGUGGAAGGAGUGGAAGAAAUCUCAUGGCCUCCAAGAGAUCCUCAAGCCAUCAAUCAAAUGGAAAAGGAAAUAAUACAACGGGAAAAAGAAGGACAAUUAGAUGAAGGUUUUCUUUCAGAAGUUAGUGCUCAGCUACGGCAGGCAAAAGAAGAUAAAGACAAACCAGGGCUUGCGGCUAUGCUGCAGAAAGUUCUACAACUCUAUGCUGCUACCAUCCUCUCCAAGCGGAGCUACGCAAAGAAAGGGAACGACGUCCUAAAGGCGGAGCAAUUUCUGGAAACUCUGAUCAAAGGUCUCUUCUGCAACUUUAUUUUCAAAUGUAGUCAGACGCAAAGAAGUUCACAUUUGGUGUAUGUCUUUUCAGCUCCUGAGGAACAAUGGAACAAGCUUUUCUUAGAAGGGUUAACAAUCGGGAAAGGAGAUGUAACACCUGAUGAGCUAUCUGCCGUUAUCAAGAAACGAGUUGAGCGCACGCUGAUUCGAACUGAAGGAGGUUCAUACCAGCAGCGAAUCUUGAUCGAGUAUCUCAAAGGGAUCGAGUCCAGAGCAAAUGAUAUUAUGAAAUCACUUCAGGGUUAAAUCUACAUAUAUAUAUAUCCUCCCAAAUUUAUAUAAAUAUCAAUUCAUAACUCAUAAUGAACUUUUUGUUAUGUUGACUCUGCCAUUGAAGAUUCAAGCUAGACACUUUACGUAAAUAGAAGUCAAUAGUUUUACUUUCA